AUGCAAUUGAGUCUGUCUAACAUUCCAUUUGAUCAUCCCACCAUUCACUUGUGGAGCAAUAUUUCCGUCCCCUCAUCCGUUUUUCCCACCUUCUGUCUACUCCUCUUCACCCUUUGUUUCCGGCACCAUAUCUCUGUAGACCUGUUCAUUCGUCUAUCUAUACCUCCAGGUGGAGCAGGACGGCACAACGUUUCAUCUUGUAUAAUCCACAAAGUAAAAGAAGGCUUCCACAAUGUACACUUCAAGUUUACGCUAAGCCAGCGCCGUAGCUUGGAGUGUAUGGAGCAGAGGGAACUGUGUGUUGAGGGUGUGAAUUGGGGCUCUGUCACGGUUGCGUCACGAGUUCGGCGUACGUUUAGCGCAAGACCCGCCGGACAGAAGCCAUUUUGGGCUGUUCUCCUUCGCCGGAGCGGCGCCUUCGAACCGACUUGGCGUCAGAGACGAGAAGGCUAA
Protopolystoma xenopodis is the source of this 453-nucleotide messenger RNA. NCBI's taxonomy places the organism in Eukaryota, Metazoa, Platyhelminthes, Monogenea, Polystomatidea, Polystomatidae. The record is from the annotation of a GenBank genome assembly.